AUGGCUGCUCGGGCUCUUCACUACGUCUUCAAAAUUGGAGACCGCAAGAAAACGUACGAUUUUUAUACACAAGUCUUGAUGAUGAAGGUUUGUUGAUAGAAAUACACACAGCGGAAGAAUCGUCGUUUUGAAAAGGUUUUACGACACGAAGAGUUUGAUAAAGGCUGUGCGGCGACGUGCAACGGUCCCUAUGACGGAAGUUGGAGCAAGACAAUGAUCGGAUACGGCGCCGAAGACGACAAUUUCGUCAUCGAGCUCACUUAUAAUUACCCCAUCAGCCACUACAAGUUGGGAAACGACUUUCGCGUAUGUUUGAAAACCUUUCAAUUAAUAAAUUAGUAUUCAUUUUUAUUAAAAAGGAGUGGAUGCAUUUUAUGAAAUAAGGUUCAUACAUCUACUAUUGUUUCUAAGUUAUGAGGUUGAUUAGCGAAAUCAAAAUUUUUAAACUUGAGAGGUCAAUAGUUUUCUUGUGACGGCGGAUUUAAAGCAGCCCAUAUUUCAAAUGUCGACCAUCUUCUCAAGUGCAGAAAUCAAGGGCGAUAAAAAGCUUGCAGGCGAUCGUGAUCGAGUACGACAAGCUGUACGAGAAAAUUCUAGCAGGAGAUCAUCGCAAGACGGGCUGUGGAAGACUGGCGGUAGGUAAACCUUGACAAGAAUACCACCUAGUUCUAGGUCACCGAUCCUGACGGCCACGUCUUUAAAAUUGGAAAAAGUUGCUCCACUCCAACUAUCGAGCGUGUGCAAGUUAACGUCUCCGAUUUGACAGCCAGUCGAAGUUUCUAGUUUGUCUGGAUCUUCAUGAACAUGAGUUUUCAGACUACUGGUCGGGACUCCUUGAUAUGAAAAUCAUUGAAGAAAAGGAAAACAGAGUAGUCAUGCAGUUUGCAGUAAAUCAAGCGAGUUUUACGAAUUAGGAAGGAGUCAAAAGAUUUUUUUCAAGUGCAAGUGGGAAAUUGUCGAAUCGAAAGAGUCCAUGGACCGAGGAACAGCCUUUGGAAGAAUCGCCUUUGCUUAUCCGGACGACCAAGUAUGACUUUAAAGGGUUCUAAAAUAGAAAAAAGUUCCAGUUGAAACAACUACAAGACAAAAUGAAGAGUGAAGGCAAGAAAAUUCUGAACGAGCUCGUAACAUUGGAAACACCUGGUAAAGCCGACGUGAAAGUUGUGAUCCUCGCCGAUCCAGUAAGAAUAGAUGAUAUUGUUGAUUUUGAAAAAAUUGCAGGACGAGCACGAAAUAUGUUUCGUGGGAGAAAAAGGCUUCCGCGAUUUGAGCAAAGUCGACGAAAAGGCCGACACGACAAUAAAAGAGGCAAUGGAGAAGGACGACAGUCACAAUUGGUACGACAAAACCUCGUAA
Messenger RNA from Caenorhabditis auriculariae, 1356 nucleotides. NCBI's taxonomy places the organism in Eukaryota, Metazoa, Nematoda, Chromadorea, Rhabditida, Rhabditidae. The record is from the annotation of a GenBank genome assembly.